This is a messenger RNA of Fusarium venenatum, 1227 nucleotides long. RefSeq lists its product as uncharacterized. NCBI's taxonomy places the organism in Eukaryota, Fungi, Ascomycota, Sordariomycetes, Hypocreales, Nectriaceae. The record is from RefSeq and is a predicted model, not a curated record.
AUGACAGCAACCGGCAAUGGAGUAUCAGCGUCAUCAUCUCAGCCCCGCCUUGAGCAGUUGCCAGUCGAGCUCUUAGACAAGAUUGCCGCCAUUUUACCCUUGGAAGAUUUCACAAACUUUCGACUAUCUUCUCAUCUAAUUGCAGAAUGCACAAAACCGCAGCUGGCAUUGGCCCAUUUCAACGGUGUGCCUUGGAGAACCGAUGGCCAGCGUCUGCACAAUCUGUCGCUUGAACCGAGUUGCGCAAGACGCAUCCGCUCCGUCAAGUUCAAUAUGGCGCGCAUGGACGAGGUAGAGGUUGAUAACGCCAUGGAAGAUACCCUUGAUGAUGCGGAUCUUGAGGCCAGAUGGGGUCCUUAUCGCGAAACACAAGAUCUAUUCUUAGGAGAAAUCGAGUUACCGCUCGACCUAGUCAUUCCUGCGUUGAAGAGGUUGCCAAAUCUCGAUACUGUGUCCCUAACAUGGACAGAGUGCCCAUGGGAAGGGCAUCGUGAUAUCGAGGACACUUUUAACUCAGAAAUGUCUAUAGAAUUGGCUGAGGGUGAGAUAUACAACACACAACAAUCCGUCCUCGAGGUUCUGCUUCAGCGCAACACUCCCAUGAAGAGCCUGACCUUACAGCCCUUCAUGCAUACGGAUGUCAGCAUACCGCCGGGCCUAGAGGCCAACAUCCCAACAGUCUUGGGGUCGGUGACCCAACUGCACGUCGAGUUGAACUACAGCGUGCCUCAUCUCUGGCCAAAGCGCUUCGACAACUUUAUUUCAUUCCUAACCAACCUGCGAGACCUCUGCGUCCAUACGCACGCGGUAGAAAACCCGGCUCCCGACCUUGACUUCUUCAUCACGAAAAGACUGGAGCAUCUCGAAAAACUUGACCUAUCCUACCUGCACUUCAACUUUGUCAACUUUGCUAGUCUGAUCAAGAACCACGGCUCGACGCUCAAAGUGGUCAAACUCCAGACCUUGAGAGGCUGGUGCGACCCUUUCAACCCGGCCGAGCUUGACUGGGACAUGAUGUUCAGGCUUAUGAGCGACAGGCUGGAGGUGCUACAGGAAAUAGAAAUCACUGGCAAGUUUAGUGACAACGUGGGCUGGCAUCAGAUGUUUUGGCGCGAGGACAUGAAACAUGUAAUGGAGUUGCUUCGGAAUUGGGGUGAGAUGAGCCAGCCACUUGAGAAGUAUAUCUUGGAGGGAGGAGAAUAUCCCCAGCCAAGAUGGAGCAUAUGA